Molecule: messenger RNA, 1003 nt
Organism: Solanum tuberosum (potato)
Lineage: Eukaryota; Viridiplantae; Streptophyta; Magnoliopsida; Solanales; Solanaceae
Product: tropinone reductase homolog At5g06060-like
Exons: 5
Coding region: 97-891 (264 amino acids)
Molecular function (GO): oxidoreductase activity
Source: RefSeq, a predicted model, not a curated record
UAAAGAAGGCAACUAAACUAAAUAUUUAACCAUAUAAGGAACACACUUCUAAUUUCUUGCUCCAUAUAGAUAGUACUAUACAUAUUACACAAGUCAAUGUUUAGAAGCAGUUCCAGAUGGAGUCUUUCAGGGAUGACCGCUCUCGUCACCGGAGGCACUCGUGGAAUUGGGCACGCUGUUGUGGAGGAACUAGCGGAGCUGGGUGCAACAGUCUACACAUGUUCACGUAAUGAAGAAGCGCUUAACAAAUGCUUGCAAGAGUGGUCUGUGAAAGGCCUUAAAGUGAAUGGUUGUGUAUGUGAUGUAUCUUCAACGCCUCAAAGAGUGAAGCUCAUCGAAAAUGUCUCCUCAGCUUUCCAUGGAAAGUUGAGCAUUCUUAUAAACAAUGCAGGGACAAACAUUAGGAAGCCCACCAUCGAUUACACUGCUGAAGAAUAUGCACAUUUAUUUGGUACAAACUUUGAAUCUGGAUACCAUAUUUGUCAACUUGCUCAUCCUCUUCUGAAAGCAUCUGAAGUUGGAUCUAUUGUCUUCAUCUCUUCUGUUGCUGGUUUGGUUCACUUGUCUACUAGUUCUAUUUAUGCAGCAACAAAAGGGGCGAUGAAUCAGCUUACCCGGGAUUUGGCUUGUGAGUGGGCAAAAGACAACAUUCGUGUUAAUGGUGUUGCCCCGUGGUAUAUAAAGACAUCUUCUGUGGAAUAUGUGAUAAAAAAUAAAACAUUAUUGGAUGGAAUAAUAAGUAGAACUCCGCUAAUGCGCCCUGGAGAAGCACAAGAAGUGUCAUCCCUGGUUGCUUACCUCUGUCUUCCUGGGGCAUCAUACAUCACUGGGCAAGUUAUAGCAGUUGAUGGAGGAUUCACCGUCAAUGGGUUCGAUUUCACAAGUUAUUGAUAUUUUCUUCCUGAGGUGCGAUGUAGCAUGAGUUCUAUUGAUAAACUCAUCAAUUUUGACACAAUAUAAUGCAAAAAUCAUUACAAUUUCAAUAAAUAUUUUAAGUUCAUAA